Triticum turgidum subsp. durum (durum wheat) is the source of this 729-nucleotide messenger RNA. Lineage: Eukaryota; Viridiplantae; Streptophyta; Magnoliopsida; Poales; Poaceae. The record is from the annotation of a GenBank genome assembly.
AUGGAGAACCACCAGCUGCCCUACACCACCCAGCCGCCGGCAACGGGCGCGGCCGGAGGAGCCCCGGUGCCUGGCGUGCCUGGGCCACCGCCGGUGCCACACCACCACCUGCUCCAGCAGCAGCAGGCCCAGCUGCAGGCGUUCUGGGCGUACCAGCGGCAGGAGGCGGAGCGCGCAUCGGCGUCCGACUUCAAGAACCACCAGCUGCCGCUGGCUCGGAUCAAGAAGAUCAUGAAGGCCGACGAAGACGUGCGCAUGAUCUCCGCGGAGGCGCCCGUGCUCUUCGCCAAGGCCUGCGAGCUCUUCAUCCUCGAGCUCACCAUCCGCUCCUGGCUGCACGCCGAGGAGAACAAGCGCCGCACACUGCAGCGCAACGACGUCGCCGCUGCCAUCGCGCGCACCGACGUCUUCGACUUCCUCGUCGACAUUGUGCCCCGCGAGGAGGCCAAGGAGGAGCCCGGCAGCGCAGCCCUCGGGUUUGCCGCCGGAGGGGUUGGUGCGGCCGGUGGGGGCCCAGCCGCCGGGCUGCCGUACUACUAUCCGCCGAUGGGGCAGCCGGCGGCACCUAUGAUGCCGGCCUGGCAUGUUCCGGCGUGGGAACCGGCGUGGCAGCAAGGCGGGGCGGACGUGGACCAGGGUGCCGGGAGCUUCGGCGAGGAAGGGCAAGGGUUCACGGGCGGCCAUGGUGGCUCAGCUGGCUUCCCUCCUGGACCUCUAAGCUCCGAGUGA